AUUUUACCCCAGCAUUAUGAUGAUUAAGUGCUCAGAUGGACUUCAAUCCUAAUUUUCGCCCAAUGCAGCUAUGAGACACUCCACCAUUUAUCUUGCAUCAAAUUCCGUGGGUUAUGGCAGCGGACGUUGAAGACUGCAAUAUAGGAUGUACCUGCAAUCAGAAGACCGACUGUUUCUGCUUCGCAUCCAAUUCAUGUUGUAGUAUCUCAGUUCGAAGCCAUGUCUCCUCCCCAAAGAGACAGAGAUAUGGACGUUGAUGCAGUCACCGCUGUGACUGCUUCUGACGACUUCCAGCCGAGCAAGAAAAAGCGAUCCAAUUCUGAUGUGGCCGAAUAUCCCCGAAGGCGCGCCACAAUAGCUUGUCAGAUAUGCCGCCUGCGGAAAACAAAAUGCAAUGGGGCGCGCCCAAAGUGCCAGCUCUGUACGGAUCUAAACACCGACUGCGUCUAUAGAGAGCCUGGCAUCAAGCUCGAUGCCGGUGAUAAACUGAUCAUUGAAAGGCUCAACCGUAUCGAGGGACUCUUGCAAUCAAGUCUAGCAAGCCAGGCAGCACAUUGUUCACUGCCCUCAACAUCACCGGCAACGAGUAACGAUACCAAUAUCGGCAGUGAAGAUACCCCGGUUAAGACAUCCAACGCGGCUGUUAUUCCUGGGAAAACGUCAGUUGUUGGACUCGCUUCUUGGGCUAACCCACCCACGAGUAUCUCAACGAUGCCAAAGGUACAUACCACUCCUGCGUUACAUCUGCUACAAUGGCCUCUAAUUCGAGGAUUGGUGGCUGGCCCCUAUGACCCUCAUACACUAUUGCAACUGGAAAUGGCUCGUGAGCCCCUUAGGAUGAGAGCACCUAAGGAGUUGGACUUGACAAAUGCAACGACUUACAUCAGGAAUUUCUUUCGACGUGUCAAUGUUUGGUACGCCUGCGUUAAUCCAUAUACAUGGUCUCGGUAUUACAAAACCGCGAUGUCACUCAGCUUUCGAGAAGGAUCUGAGAGCUGCCUGGUCCUCUUGGUCUUGGCUCUUGGAUGUGCUAGUCACCAUGGUAGUAUUUCCUCUGUCUCGCCAGACAACGAGGCUCCAGGUCUUCCCUACUUUGCGGCAGCUUGGGACCUUCUCCCAAUAGUCAUGAUGCGCAACUCUGUGCCUGCUGCACAGUGUAUCAUACUGACAUCAGCCUAUUUAUUCUACCUAGUCAGACCCCUAGAGGCCUGGACUCUUCUGUCAAAUGCCAGCCUAAAAUUACAGCUACUUUUGGGCAAUCCAUCUCGUGUUCCUCUUCAGUGGAAGGAGCUAAGCGUGCGAAUAUACUGGAACGCUCUGCUCUACGAAAGCGACUUGCUAGCGGAACUAGAUCUACCACAUUCAGGGAUUGUGCACUUUGAAGAGCUAGUUGAUCUUCCUGGAGGGUUUGAGGAGGAGGAUGACGAAGAUGACCAAGAGGCCGAGGACGCACAUGGUGAAAUUGGAUUUGAAACUGAACCUGUUGGUCACGACGAAUUGUGGUACUUCCUAGCAGAAAUUGCAUUGAGGAGAUUGCUCAACCGCGUCAGUCACAUGGUUUAUCAAAAGGAUAGCCCAUUAACUCUUGGGACGCUUGGACCUAUUGUUUCCGAGCUGGACUACCAACUCUCUCAGUGGUAUGAGAGUCUGCCCCAACCUGUUCAGUUUCCUCUUUCCCGUACACCGGUGUCAAACUCUGUCCAGACUGCCCUACGGCUUCGAUAUUUUGCAUGCAGGACAAUCAUCUACCGGCCUUAUAUGUUGGCUGUUUUCGAAAAUGAGCAGACAUCUUCAGAUCCAGUGGUAAAGGAGUGCUGCCGGCGGUGCAUAGAAGCCACAAUACACCAAUUGGAGAAUAUAAAAAGCCACCGCGAAGGUCAUCUACCAUAUCUUUGGCAGGGAGCUCUGUCCAUGGUGUCACAGACGCUAUUGAUCAUGGGGGCUACUAUGUCUCCAACGCUUUCUGUCUUGCUGCCCCCUGCAGACCAAGUGGAUCUGAUGAUAUCAGAAGUAGUGGCAGAGGUUGAGAGAUACGCCCACCUUGCUCCGAGUUUAAAAUUAUCAGCUGAAAUUAUUCGGGAUGCAGAAAAACGACGCCAAAUCUGUUUGAGGUCUACGGGACGUUGAACUUGAUCUACAUUCAUCGUCUGCUUUCGCCUCCUCCCUGGGCCCGGUGGCGGUGUCUUCCCUUGAUGUCAACUCGAAUUUACAUGCAGGUAAAUAUGCAUUAUAUUAAAAUAA
This is a messenger RNA of Aspergillus caelatus, 2241 nucleotides long. RefSeq names its product putative C6 finger domain protein. The transcript has 3 exons. NCBI's taxonomy places the organism in Eukaryota, Fungi, Ascomycota, Eurotiomycetes, Eurotiales, Aspergillaceae. The coding region runs from base 220 to 2127 and encodes 635 amino acids. Gene Ontology annotation, biological process: regulation of DNA-templated transcription; DNA-templated transcription. Gene Ontology annotation, molecular function: DNA-binding transcription factor activity, RNA polymerase II-specific; DNA binding; zinc ion binding. The record is from RefSeq and is a predicted model, not a curated record.